CUUUUUCUUCGCCUGAAUGUAGUACCUACAGGCCCGGGAUUGCUUCAAGCCCCUACAACAGUUGUAGCUUGCCGGACCUUUCUCGAGUCCUCUGUGUGACUUUGACUUUGGCGGGGGAUUGACCGACAGCCGCGGCUAGUGUAGAGCCGAUAGCCAGGGAGGGACAUCUUCAGCGCAAUUCAGCUGCUGACGAUUUCAACUUCGCGAUUACUCUUGAAGAGGACUUUCUAUUCUAUAACCCUAGUCGGCAUGUCCCCUACAUAUACACAUCUUGAACUCGAUGUUCGUAACCAAAUCGGUGUCAUUAAAUUGAACCGACCGAAAUCACUAAACGCAUGGAACACGACUCUUCUCCAUGAUAUGGUGACUGCGUUUCGGGAGUUAGACGAGCAUCCAGAUACAGUCUUCACCGUCCUGACCGGCGAAGGCCGUUUCUUCUCGGCUGGAGCGGACAUCAAGGCCGGACUCGAACUUCCACCACCGGGCGCAACAGACGCCCAGAAAAAGCUCUGGUACAUGCGCAAAUUCUCAAGUGAAAUGGAACUCUUCCGCUCAAUGAUCGACCACCGCAAAGUAUUCGUUCUAGCCCUAAACGGCCCCGCCGUCGGCGGCGGCGCCGCCUGGUUCGAAGGCAUCGCAGACAUCGUCGUCGCUGCAGCCGGCGCAUACCUGCAAGUGCCCUUCAACUCCCUGGGUCUUGUCCCAGAGUUCGGCGCAGCCCGGACAUUCGCACAGAGUAUGGGCGUGCGCCGCGCAAACGACUUCCUCAUGUUCGGACGCAAGUGUACCGUCGAGGAAAUGGAGUCAUGGGGACUCAUUAAUCGGAUUUUCCCCGCGGAGGGCUUUCAGGAGCAUGUGCGUGCGUUUCUAAAGGAGCAGUUGGAGGUUAAUGAUGGGAAGAGUAUGAUGGAGACAAAGCGGUUGCAGAAUGCACCAUUGAGGGAUGGACGGAUUGUUGCCAUGUUUGAUGCUGCGAGCGCCCUGUCGGAACGGUUUGUUGACGGGGCGCCAUAUGAGCGGUUUCAAAGGAAGACGGAGCAGCUGGCGCAGAAUAGUGAUUCCCGCCGGGUCAAGGCCAAGUCCUCGCUGUGAAGGAUGACGGAUAGGAGGACCCGUUUUGCUGGAGAAAUAAUGGAUCUUAGUAGAGAUAGAGUAUCCGUUCUUUGAGAGCUAGCUCAACCAACUCAACCUAACCGAAGAAACAGGAGCAGACCACGCUUCACGGGCGAACUAUAGUUAGAUUUACUACUAGUACGGUACAGCGUUUUUGAAGGAAUGCAGUAAAUUGAAGUUCUAG
Aspergillus calidoustus is the source of this 1297-nucleotide messenger RNA. The record is from the annotation of a GenBank genome assembly. Lineage: Eukaryota; Fungi; Ascomycota; Eurotiomycetes; Eurotiales; Aspergillaceae.